AUGAAGCCAGCAGUCGUAGUUACAGGCGCCUCAAAGGGAAUCGGUCUCGAAGUCACCCGCAUCCUCCUCCAAAAGUUUAAUGCAAAUGUGAUCGCCAUCUCGCGGACCCGCACACCGGAGUUGAUCCAGCUGGGGUCAGACUCCCUUGUAAUUGUAGAGAGCGACGUCGCAGACGAAAAGGCCUUAUCUAAUGCCAUCUCUCUCGGAGCAUCUCGCUACCACGGAAUCGAUGCCCUCAUUCUCAACGCGGGUACACUUGAUCCCCUGUGUCGAAUAGGCGAUGAUACUCCAUUGGAUUCUUGGAAGCGCCACUUUGAUGUUAACUUCUUCUCUCUUGUGACCGCCGUCAGAGCCGCUUUACCUUAUCUGCGUAAAAGUGUCUUGGGUGGUCGAGUCGUCUUUGUUAGCUCUGGUGCCGCCGUCAAGGGCAUGCCUGGUUGGGGUCCCUACAAUGCUGGCACAUACCCAUUUCAUUCACUGUCGCUACUUGCAUCUGAAAUUCCGCGUGGCUUUAGGACUCUUGCAGAAGAAGAACCCGAUAUCGCAUGUGUCGCUGUACGACCAGGGAUGGUCGAUACCGGUAUGCAAGACACCCUGCGCGCUUUCGGUGGCUCCUACAUGAACGAGAAAGAUCACCAAAUCUUCCUCAAAGUACAUGAGGAUGGUAAGCUCGUAAAACCUCAAGACUGUGGCCACGUUAUUGCAGCGUUGUCUCUGCAGGCCCCCAAGAGUUUGAGUGGACAAUUUGUUAGCUGGGAUUCUGAGGAGUGCAAACCGUUCAGGAAGGAGUAA
Molecule: messenger RNA, 792 nt
Organism: Psilocybe cubensis
Lineage: Eukaryota; Fungi; Basidiomycota; Agaricomycetes; Agaricales; Agrocybaceae
Exons: 5
Coding region: 1-792 (263 amino acids)
Cellular component (GO): intracellular anatomical structure
Molecular function (GO): oxidoreductase activity, acting on NAD(P)H, oxygen as acceptor
Source: RefSeq, a predicted model, not a curated record